Malus domestica (apple) is the source of this 2856-nucleotide messenger RNA. RefSeq names its product probable folate-biopterin transporter 8, chloroplastic. The record is from RefSeq and is a predicted model, not a curated record. NCBI's taxonomy places the organism in Eukaryota, Viridiplantae, Streptophyta, Magnoliopsida, Rosales, Rosaceae. Gene Ontology annotation, cellular component: membrane.
AAGACAAACCAACCGCUAAAACCAAAGGGUAUUAGCCUCAAUUGAGCUGAUAGGUCAGAUACUCUGCAUUGUCUUCACUCUCUCCCUCCCACACUGGAUUGUUCAAAGCAAAAUGAUUUGAGUGAUACAUAACACGUUUCUAGAUCUCUCUAGUCUCCAUUAACAAAAUAGCAUAUUCUUCUAUCUUCUUCUCAAAGCAAUCCAUCUUCAAUGGCAGCUUACAUAAUUAUACAAGAAUAUAUAUUGAUAGGUAACCACACUUCUACUUUCCAUCGUUGUUUCAAUAAAAACUCCAUACAAUCAUAGCAACUUUCAUUCCAUUUCUUUCUUGUUUUUCUCACUUUUUUCAAGUACCCAAUUGAUAUUAUUAGUAAUUAUCAUGAUUUAUUCAUCAAUUUCUUCUGAAAAUCCAUGGAUAUCAUCACUGUCAAUCACCCCAAAACCCCCACCAAAAAAGCAACCUCCUUUCCAGCGAAACCCCAUCCUUUGUUUUCACCGCCUAAACCCAGCAGGACCCAUCCAACCCAAAACCCAGAUCAGAAACCCAAUCCUGCCAAACCCAGCAACUCAAAUUAUUUACAGAAAAUCCAGGAGAAGCAGCAGCCAUGAGGAAAGGAGAGGCUUUCGAUUUCCCCAACUGGGUAGGCAGCAAAUGUUGUUUCUGUGUGGAUUUGGGUACUGGAUGCAGGGUUUCAGGUGUUUUCCAUGGUUGGCUCUCAACUUCCACAUGGCCCACAAUCUGCAAAUGGAUCCUUCCACAUUGCAGCUUGUGCAGCAUUCUGCUAACCUUCCCAUGGUGGCCAAGCCCUUGUAUGGAGUCCUCUCUGAUGCUCUUUACAUUUCUGGUGCUCAUAGAGUUCCUUAUAUCUCCAUUGGAGUUCUUUUACAGGUCUUGUCUUGGGGGCCAAUGGCGCUGAUCCCUGUUGCAGCUCGAGCAGUUCCUACCCUCAUGGCAUGCGUUCUUCUGAGUAAUCUCGGAGCGUCCAUUAUGGAAGUAGCACAGGAUGCUCUUGUUGCAGAGUAUGGCCAAGAAAAAAAUAUGACUGGCCUCCAGUCUUAUGCAUUCAUGGCAGCAGCUGCUGGUGGAAUUCUUGGUAACUUAAUAGGUGGAUAUUUCUUGAUGAAAACACCGCCCAGAACCAUGUUUCUCGUAUUUGCAGUUUUACUUUCCGCUCAGCUUGCAAUUUCAUUGAGAAUACGAGAGGAAUCUCUCGGUUUACCACAAUUGCCAGAUAACAGUCUUAUACGAAAACCAAUCUUUGAAAGUAUCAGAAAACAAUUUUCUGAGCUGCAGAUGGGAAUUCAAGAGGAAAGUAUUGCUCGCCCUCUUAUUUGGAUUGUAGCUUCUAUUGCCAUGGUCCCAGUCCUCUCAGGUUCCAUCUUCUGCUACCAAACACAAUAUCUACAUCUCGAUCCUUCAAUCAUUGGCAUGUCUCGAGUGAUCGGCCAGUUGAUGCUUCUUUCCACUGCUGUACUUUAUGACCGUUAUUGGAAAAAAGUUCCGAUGAGAAAGUUGGUUGGUGUUGUUCAGCUGGUGUAUGCCUUUUCCCUUCUUCUUGACCUUGUUUUAGUGAGACGGAUCAAUGUCAGACUGGGGAUUCCAAAUGAGGUGUUUGUUCUUUGUUUUUCGGGGUUAGCAGAGACUAUUGCACAGUUCAAGAUCUUGCCUUUCACAGUACUAUUUGCUAAUCUGUGUCCUCAGGGAUGUGAAGGAUCUCUAACUUCUUUCUUAGCAUCAGCCCUGUGCUUAUCGUCGAUAGCUAGUGGGGUUUUAGGUGUUGGACUGGCUUCUCUGAUAGGAAUAACGGCAGGCAACUACUCAAGCCUGCCCUUUGGGAUUAUGGCACAAUUCCUUGCUGCUUUAUUGCCUUUAGGAUGGCUUUAUAUUUUACCCAUGUCAGAAGGUGUCGUUAGGCAGGAGAGGAAGAGAGGUUUCAGUAGAAGAAGUCAGAAAAAUAGAAGGGUCGGUCGAGUAGUGUAUGGUUCAGUAUUUAUCUACAGACGUGAGAGAGAAUCAGAGGGAGAAGAGUGAAAGAACAACUUGUACGAUUGCAUUCUAUUUCAGAUAGCAAGAGGUUUGAAAAUGAAAGCGUGUGUACCUGAGGGAGAAUCUGUAUAUUUUGGAGAGAGCCGGGGGAGUGGAGGAUAAGAAGAAGAGGACUCUAGGAUUGCCUUAGUGGUGUUCAUUUUCCUUGUACACUCAGACGACUUAGAAGGCGGAAGUUGUUGCCUCAUGUUAAAUUGUGCUUACCUGUCAGAAAAGUAAUCAGUUUGUCAUAAUACAGGUUUAGUAAGCGCAAAUGUACAUGUCAUCGGUGUUGGGCUCUUGCCACAGGACGAAGAGGGAACGGAAGAAAUGAAGAGUUGCGGAGCUAUGAGGUACUUGAUGUCCGACUAAAAUCUCCCAAGAGCAAUGAGGCAUCUCUAGUAAAAUUGCAGUGAAAAUCGGAAGAAAAUGUGUGCAAUGCAGUGAAAUUGGAAGAGCAUCGAAUAGAAAGCCAGGAAAAGGCAAAAAAUAGAGAGCCCGAUCGAUCGGUACUCUGAGCAAAACUGUCAAGACCGUUCGUCGGUGAGGCACAUAAUAUUUCGGAUAAAUAGGGGAUAAGACUCGGGCGAACUCUAGCCUCCUACUUCCUUUUCUAUAAAACUAGGAGUGUCUUGUUUUGUUGGAGAAAAGAAGAAAAUGACAUGACAUUCUGGGAUGAGGAUCUUUGUGAGGAUUCUCACAUCCUAUCCGUUCAUUGUAUAUUGUGCGGUCAGCUUUCAUUACGUACUGUUUGUAUUUAAUUUUAAAUAUAAAAAAAAUUCAAAUAUGUAUGAUGAACGAAUGUGAGGAUCCCGGAAGGGAUCCAAAUC